Molecule: messenger RNA, 756 nt
Organism: Panicum hallii
Lineage: Eukaryota; Viridiplantae; Streptophyta; Magnoliopsida; Poales; Poaceae
Product: BTB/POZ and MATH domain-containing protein 2-like
Exons: 2
Coding region: 1-756 (251 amino acids)
Biological process (GO): protein ubiquitination
Molecular function (GO): protein binding
Source: RefSeq, a predicted model, not a curated record
AUGGCGUCUCCUCCUCCUGCAAAGAUUACAUAUCAUUCUUUGUUGCUCUCGACAGCGGAGUCUCCGAGCUCAUCAAGGCAUGGUCCAGAUUCAGUCUGCUUGCAGGCCGGCGAACCAGUGCCGGGCCACUCCAUCUGCACAGACGUAAGGGAGCACUCUGAAAUCGGCGCCAGCCACGGCUGCGAUCUUUUCAUCCGGAAGAAGUUUUUGGAGGCGUCGGCGCUUCUCGUCGACGGCUGCUUCACUGUCGGGUGGGAAAUCUGCGUGGAAAGGGCAUCGCCGCCGCAGCAUCUCUUGGACACCGACGUCACGUUCGAGGUCGGCGGCGAGGCCUUCAGCGCCCACAGGAGUGUUCUUGCGGUGUUCGAGAGCCUGCUGCACUUCGUAUACACAGAUUCGCUGCCGGAGAUGACUGAUGAGACAGAAGAGUCUAUGAUGGCUGAGCACUUGCUGGUAGCGGCGGACAGGUUCGACCUGCAGGGGCUCAAGCUGAUUUGUGAGGAGAUACUGUGCAGAGAUAUAAAUGAGGACACGGUCGCAAAAAUACUCAGAUUUGCUGUACAACACCAGUGCUGUUUACUCAGGGACGCUUGCAUCGAGUUCCUUGAAGAUCCUCCUGUGCUCCAAGCGGUCGUGGCAAACGACAAUGACUUGCUUGAGCUUGUGGCUAAAACUUGCCCUGUGCUUUUGAAGGAGUUGUGGGAUUACGACGAGGAUGAUGACCCUAUGCAAGACGAGUUGGCCUUGUGCUUCUGA